UUAGCUCAUUUACUUGGUGGACCCAGUGCGAUCUCCAGUAACAAACGCUGUUCUUCUGCUUUCCUAUAUAAUCCACAAAGAAGCUAACAAUCGUCCAAGAUGUCAUACUUUUGGUCUCUCGCAUUCCUGGCCGCCGUUCCUCUCGUCAGGGCCUUUCCAUCGGGCGCCCCGGCCGGUGCUUGCGUGAACUUGACACCGGGCCAUUGGAAUGAGAACCAAAUGGUCAUCUCGCCUCAGGCUGGGCAAAGUCCCUAUGUCCUCAGCGUCAGCGAGAACAUGUACACUCCAUCUGAAGAGCUCACAGUGUCCGUCACCGGCGGAUCAUUCAAAGGUAUUCUCCUGCAGGCUCGGUUGGCGGACGACACCCUGGUCGGCACGUUCAGCGACCCACCGCCUAACACCAAACUUAUCCAAUGCACCGGCCCUGGAGACAGCGUUACCCAUACAAGCUCCGCCCCCAAAGAGGCUGGAACAUCCUUUACCUGGACCGCUCCUGGUAGUAAUGUCGGGAACGUUAUUUUUACGUGA
Messenger RNA from Strongylocentrotus purpuratus (purple sea urchin), 528 nucleotides. RefSeq names its product putative defense protein 3. Lineage: Eukaryota; Metazoa; Echinodermata; Echinoidea; Camarodonta; Strongylocentrotidae. The record is from RefSeq and is a predicted model, not a curated record. Bases 100 to 528 code for a protein of 142 amino acids. Gene Ontology annotation, molecular function: oxidoreductase activity, acting on metal ions. The transcript has 3 exons.